AUUAGAAAGCACCAGCUCAUAUCAUAAAAUGUCUAAUUAAAUACUUAUUUUCAAUUGUAUAGGACAGCUCAUUUAUGUGCUACGGUAUAGGUCUUUUUUUAUCAAGUUUUAUAAGUUUUUGUGUUCCCAUCUUCGUUGACGCUGUUCUCAAUUCUUUUAAAGGAAGUGAUUUUUCGUCUUUAGCUUGAUCAUUCUCACAUUUAAAAAAAAAAAAAAAACAUAAGAAGAAGAAGAAGAUGAUGUUGUAUUUAGUCUUAGGAUCCUGCAUCAUCGGAGCACUUCUUCUUGUUAUUCUUCUUUUUCUUAUUUACGUAAUCCGUGAGUUAUAUUAUGAGGCCAUGGGAGGACGACUGGAAGCUGAUAAGGAAGCUAGAGCGGAAGAGGAACACCUUAUAAGCCCGAUCAGGCCUAGCAUUUCAACUGAUUGUACAGUUCCGGUCAAAUGGAAUUCAUCAAGAAGACAAAAGGGAAAGGCCGAUUUCUGCAUAGGUGUUGAAGAAGCCGCCUGCCACAGCGCAGACACAAUAACGAGUGGUAUUCCAACAAGCAAUCAAAUGUACAAUGGACCCCACUUUAAGUUGAGAGGACCAAAAGAUAGCGAUUCAGAUUAGAAUUCAUAUAAACUGAUUAUUUCUCUCUCUCUUUUUCAGCAAUUUUCUUUCCACACACUGCAGCAAAUUUAAUAUAAAUGCUCUCUGAAUUGCUCUUUAAUUAAAAUCUAGCCACUAGUUUCUUAACUGAUUUCACUCACAGUUUGUGCAACAUGCUCCAUUGUAUCAAAAUACAAAUUAUAUAUGUUAUUUGUUAUGGUUAGUCAAGAGUA
This is a messenger RNA of Camelina sativa (false flax), 823 nucleotides long. NCBI's taxonomy places the organism in Eukaryota, Viridiplantae, Streptophyta, Magnoliopsida, Brassicales, Brassicaceae. The record is from RefSeq and is a predicted model, not a curated record.